Molecule: messenger RNA, 2487 nt
Organism: Spea bombifrons (plains spadefoot toad)
Lineage: Eukaryota; Metazoa; Chordata; Amphibia; Anura; Pelobatidae
Gene: MAN1C1
Product: mannosidase alpha class 1C member 1
Exons: 13
Coding region: 370-2253 (627 amino acids)
Biological process (GO): carbohydrate metabolic process; N-glycan processing
Cellular component (GO): Golgi membrane; extracellular exosome; endoplasmic reticulum
Molecular function (GO): calcium ion binding; mannosyl-oligosaccharide 1,2-alpha-mannosidase activity
Source: RefSeq, a predicted model, not a curated record
AAAUUGAGGAGACAGAUAAAGCAUCUGUGUGGGGGAGCUGGCAGCUGGCUAGAUUUUUUAACCAUAACUGUGUUUUGUAAUCAUGAAUGUAGGUGAUUAUGCAUCACGGGAUUAAAUUGUCUAUUUGGAAUAUAAAUGAAAGAUUUUUUUUUUUUUUUUUUAAUGAAGUCCACAAAAUGAUUCAAUUUUUUUUCUUUCUUUAAUGAGGCAUGAAUUCCGUUUUUGCAGAGGCAAUAAAAUGUAAGCUGGACAACCAUAAAGGAAGGCUUUAUUGAAAACAGAAGCUACAUUUCUAUGCAAUGGAAAGGCAUUUCUUAAUUAAUAAACUCAUCAGAUUUCAGUUGAAUCACUAAAAUCAACCUAAAAAUAAUGUUUCUAAGGAAAAUAUCUGGGAUAUUCCCAGCUGGCUUUGGACUUCGACUUUCUCAAAAAUUUAUAUUUCUUUUGUUUUUAUCUGGCUUCAUUACGCUUUGCUUUGGGACUUUGUUCCUCUUACCAGAUACAUCAAAAUUUAGGAGGAUAUUUUUAUCUAGUACGCAGAACCAGAAUGUAGAAAAAUUACAUAGUUACGCUGGGAAGAAAAUAAACAAGAAAACAGUGGAAGACCAAAAGUCUGUACUAAAGAGUACAAACCAUGGGAAAUCCAAAGAUAAAUUUGAAGCAGGGGAGAAACCCCUUGGAUUUAUAGCCAAUCGUGAUAAACUGGGUGAAAACCAAGAUGUUUUCCUGAACAAUGAGCAUGUGGUGAUUAAUGUAAAAAGCAAAGAAAGUGUGAUUCCUACAGAUCAAAGGAAACCAUCUCAAUUUCAGUUUGAUUAUAAAGCUUUUCAAAAAACUCUUAAAUAUCCACCACUGGGUUACAAGCGUGAACCAGAUGGUUCUGAAAUACAGGAAAAAAGGAACAAGGUCAAAGAGAUGAUGAAAUUUGCAUGGUACAGUUACAAACAAUAUGCUUGGGGUGAAAAUGAACUGCGCCCAUUGACCAAGGAUGGACACUUUGGAAGUCUGUUUGGAGGACUGAAAGGAGCUACAAUAGUGGAUGCAUUGGACACACUUUACAUCAUGGAGUUGAAGGAAGAAUUUGCAGAUGCAGAGAACUGGAUAGAGAGCAGUCUUGACCUGAAUGUGAACGGUGAAGCCUCUUUGUUUGAAGUGAACAUUCGAUAUAUAGGAGGAUUGCUCUCAGCCUACUUUCUGUCAGGAAAAGAGGUCUUCAGAGAAAAGGCUAUAAGUCUUGGAAAGAAAUUGUUGCCAGCAUUUAGCACGCCUACUGGUAUCCCACGUGGAAUCAUCAACCUUGGGAAUGGAUUGAACUGGAGUUGGGGCUGGGCCUCCGCAGGAAGCAGCAUUUUGGCUGAAUUUGGCACUUUGCACUUGGAAUUCCUGCAGCUCAGUGAAUUAUCUGGAAACACAGUUUUUACCGAAAAGGUUAAUACCAUAAGGAAAGUAUUAAACAAAAUGGAAAAGCCUCAUGGACUCUACCCUAAUUACUUCAGUCCGGUCAGUGGAAACUGGGUCCAACACCAUGUGUCACUUGGAGGACUUGGUGACAGCUUCUAUGAAUACUUAAUCAAGUCUUGGCUGAUGUCAGCGAAACAAGACGACGAAGCCAAGAGCAUGUAUUAUGAAGCCGUGGAGGCAAUAGAAGCACAUCUUAUCAGAAGGUCUCCUGGGGGUCUCACAUAUAUUGCUGAAUGGAGAGGAGGAAUUCUGGACCACAAAAUGGGACAUCUAACCUGCUUUUCUGCAGGAAUGUUGGCUCUUGGAGCCAAUGAUGCACCAGCAGAGAAGAAAGAGCAUUACAUGGAGGUAGCUGCAGAGAUUGCUCACACAUGCCAUGAAUCUUAUGUACGUACAGAGACCAAGCUUGGGCCUGAGGUUUUCAGGUUUGACUUUGGAGCUGAAGCCACAUCCACUCGAUUAAGUGAAAGAUAUUACCUAUUGCGUCCAGAAGUGGCGGAGAGUUAUCUGUACUUGUGGAGAUUGACACAUAACUCCAAAUACAGGGAGUGGGGUUGGGAGAUUGUACAGGCCUUAGAGAAGCAUUGCAGAAUUGAAAGUGGAUUUUCGGGCAUUAGAGAUGUUUACGCGGCAACUCCAAACUAUGACAAUGUUCAGCAAAGCUUUUUCAUGUCGGAAACAUUAAAAUACCUCUAUUUGCUGUUUUCUGAAGAUGAUUUGCUAUCAUUAGAAGACUGGGUUUUCAAUACAGAAGCACAUCCGCUACCAAUAAUUCAUCUAAAAUUAGUUUGAAGCACAAACUAUACACAUCUGUUUAGUGUUUGUAUAUGAAGUUGAAACUUUCAUACAAAAAUAUAUUUUAUGAAAUACCAGAAAUUGAACAAACAUACAGCAACAAAUUAUCUGAUUUGUUAAAUUCAGCACUAAAAGAAACAGUGGCCUUUAGCAGACAAUUCUGCCAUUAGUACAGUUUUAUAAAUAGUAUUCUUACUGUAUUCGGAUGCAUACAUGAUAGAUGUUUCUUCU